UUUUGUUUGAUUUCUGGCUUUAAGCUAAUCCCGCCCUGUUAAGGAUCCUUCACCAUCGCCCUUGGUUCCGCUUCUGAAUCGUCGUCGUCUUCACUUCAUUCUCCGAUGACUGCUUCAACUUGCAACAGCAGCAUCUCUUCUUCAUUACAUUGCUCGAUUCGGUCAGAUCCGCCAUCAAAAACGAGACUGUAAGCGUUUCUUUAGUUACCUAAUCUUCCAAAAUUUCCGAGCUCACUUUGAUUCUUUCUCACGAUUCUUCAAUACCAGGUCUCUCUUUCCCACUCUCUUUCUCUCGUAGUGUAUUUACUUUGUUUGUAUGUAUGUUUAUGCGUUUUAGAUUUAGUUUCACUUUCUGGUUUGAUUUUGGUUUCUUCCUUGCAUAUUCGAAGAAAGUAGAUUAAGGUUGUGGAGUUUUGAAGCUCUCGCGUAGUGUUUCAUUUUCUCCAACUAUUUUUCAGCGAUUGAAAAUUGAUUCAAAUAUUGAUUUGAAAGUUAGAAUUUAUAUCGCUACAUGAAGGAGAUUGAAGGAGAAGGUGCUUGACUUUCUAAUUUUGUAUGAUCAAAACGUGCGAAUACUUAGGUAGAUUAUGUAGAACAGGAUUAUAGCAACGAUAGAAGGUAUAACUAUCAAAUGAGAGAAAAGGAUUAGAAAAAAUAUAGCACCUGAGAAUCCAAGUUAUUUAGAGAUGGAGCAAGAUUUUAGGGUUUAAAUUCCCUUUCAAGCGAGGGACAGAGAGAGGGAAGAACAGAGGCUAAUAACUUUUCUUAAUUUUAUUAAAUUCAUCGUGCGGAAAUAUUCUCUGUCCUUUUUCUUUUACCUUUUUCUUCCGGAGGACGACGGACGUCGGGAAUCUUAUUUCAUUUAAGCGCGGCGGCGAGGAGCUGAAACAGAGGGGAGGAAAUUAACAAAGACUCCAAAAUCGAACCGCGUCAAUUCUUAUCGGAGUUCCAUCGUUUACUAGAAAUAGAGCUCAUCGAGCUCCUGGCGGCGGCGGUGGCACCAAAUCGUACGGUAAGGAUAGAAUGCUAUUGCAAUUAGCACAAAUGUCCUCGGAAAAAAUAAGGGAAAAGGAAAGAAAAUGAAUCGGGGAAAAUAUGGAAAUAAUAACGAUAGGAGCAAUGGAAGAUGCGGAGGUAAUUGGAGGAUUGAUGGCGGUGCAGUUCAUAUACGCCGGAAACUCGGUGUUGCUGCGUUAUUUGAUGUCGUUAGGGCUCAAUCCGUUUACCGUCGUCAUUGUUAUUGCCUCUGCAACUUUUCUCUUUCUCUGUCCUCUUCUCCGACUCUAUAUCUUUUUCUCGCAGAUGAAUUUGAUGAACGAUGUGCAUACCCAGGAGCAUUUGGCUCAAGAAAUUGAGUUUCAUGUUGCUGCUUCAGCUUGUUCUGAUCUCCUUUCGCAGAGGAAUAGUGAUUGGCAUAAGCUUGAGGUUGAACGGAUGGGCACGAAGAAAAGAGGGCCAGUUUUGGUGUCAAUUUUCAGGCCAUUGGAAUGGAACCGUUUUCUCCGUCAUUCUCUCUGUCUCCACCUUAGGGAACACUAUUAUUUCCAUUUGAAGUGUUUUGGGCGUGGGGACACUACUUUGAUUGCAAGCCAAGAAUUUCAUUAGUACCAAAGUUUGUUGCAAUUGAUUUCUUCUUCAAAAUCAACCUUAUACGGAAAAAGAGAUAGAGCUUCAAAACAAAGACUCCUAAGGUAUCGAAAAGAUGGUGCCUUUAUUUAUUACUUUUCCAUUGUUUUUGUGAAUCUUUUGAAGGAGAGUUUCUUUUUCUUGCUUUUUGGGAAGAAUAUUAUUUUUCAUUUGGUAAUGCCUUUUCUUAGUCUUGUUGGCUUCUAACUUGCGUCUUUUCUUAGUCUUGAUUUGGAGUCUAAUUUCUAUUUUCAAACCAUCAUGUUUAACUAUUUGAAUUUUGAGUUUCAUUUGUAUUAUUUUUUGAAAAUUAUUACUGAUUUACGCUUUCCUUCCUUCGAAUUUUGAAUUCUAGUUCGUAGCAGAAAAAACACGAGGAUCGAACUCAAAUGAAAAGCAACAAGUCCAUAGCAUAGGAAGUUUUAGCUCUAUGACUGAGAAGAAAUAAGAAAGAAAAAUACAUAGCAUAGGAAGUUUUAGCUCUAUGACUGAGAAGAAAUAGGAAAGAAAAAUAGAUUCCUAUCUAGAAGUGGUUAUUUAUUGAGUCUUGAAUGUUUGGCAAAUAAAAAAAAUAUCCUCUUCAUCUCUCAGAUUUUGAAUCUAGUUUCUGUUUACUUUAGUUUCCCCAAAAUGUCUCAUACUAAUGGAGAUUGUGUCCCUUACUUAUGUACCCAUGAGCUUCCUGUUCAUUAGCCAACGUGGAACUCAAACAAUCUUCAACAAUCUUCACAUGAGACAAAGUACACCAUAUAGCCUCUCCUAAGGCCUAUCUACUUCUUUGGAGUCCUUUAACAACCUUUGUUUAAUCGAGGUUCAACUCCUUCUUUCGAGCCCUUAGAGAAAAUACACCCUCUAUUCAACACGUGACUCACUAAAACUAUGCUUUCCAAGUUCACAACUUUUAAAGAAAAAUAUUUUUACAAUGGAUUCUUUUAAAAAGCCACUCAACAAUUUUUAUUUUAAUAUCUUUUUAUGUUUUGAAUUGAACUAAAGUGAGAGAAAAAAAAAAAGAAUGGAAUUUGAGCAAUCCAAUUAAGUUUGAAUAAUGGUGGAAAAAGGUGGAUUCCUUGGAAUUUUCCCCCCUUUUCUAUACUUUUUUGUGUGAUAUUUGAUUCACUUCCCCAUCUUUUCAAUGGAUUGUUUCUUUUGUAGUUUUGCUUUAUAAGUUUAACAUCUUCUUUUCAUAAUGUUUGUAGUGAAGUUUCCAUAAAAGAAAAAAAAAAA
Molecule: messenger RNA, 2850 nt
Organism: Cucurbita moschata (crookneck pumpkin)
Lineage: Eukaryota; Viridiplantae; Streptophyta; Magnoliopsida; Cucurbitales; Cucurbitaceae
Exons: 4
Coding region: 1096-1605 (169 amino acids)
Source: RefSeq, a predicted model, not a curated record